AUGCGAGAAAUCUCACCGAAAUUGGCGGACCUGACCGCGGACGUGCUGUUCGGCGACGUCUGGGAACAGCCCGAUCUGUCGAAACGCGACCGCAGCCUGAUAACCGUGGCGACCCUGACGGCGCUCUACCGCACCGAUCAGCUGCGUGGCCACAUCCGGCGGGCGCUGGAUAAUGGGGUGACGAAGGCCGAGAUCAGCGCCGUGAUUACCCACAUGGCCUUCUAUGCCGGCUGGCCCACCGCGGCCAACGCGGUGCGGGUGGCCAAGGAAGUGUUCGACUCGGAAUAA
Molecule: messenger RNA, 288 nt
Organism: Geodia barretti
Lineage: Eukaryota; Metazoa; Porifera; Demospongiae; Tetractinellida; Geodiidae
Source: the annotation of a GenBank genome assembly